Cavia porcellus (domestic guinea pig) is the source of this 2345-nucleotide messenger RNA. RefSeq names its product PR/SET domain 12 (gene Prdm12). The transcript is spliced from 5 exons. NCBI's taxonomy places the organism in Eukaryota, Metazoa, Chordata, Mammalia, Rodentia, Caviidae. The record is from RefSeq and is a predicted model, not a curated record. Gene Ontology annotation, biological process: regulation of gene expression; neurogenesis. Gene Ontology annotation, cellular component: nucleus. Bases 441 to 1541 code for a protein of 366 amino acids. Gene Ontology annotation, molecular function: histone methyltransferase binding.
GGCUCCUAUAAAGGCGCUGAGAUUUUGCCAAGGGGAAGACGGUCCGGCUGGGUUUCGACAGGCAGGCGCUUGUCCGGGAGAGAGCGCCUCGCAGAGUCUCAGGCAGCCGCCGCCUCCCCCCACCCGCACCCCCGUUCCCGCCUCCGUCUCCACCCGCGCCUCUGCGCCUCGUCUGCUGCCAUCUCUGCAGAUCGCAUCUCCCUUCCUCUCCGCCGUCCCCCCUGGUUCACUUUCCUCCCUCCCAGCCACCCGCGGCUGCCGCUGCCUCCCCCUCCUCCCCCUCCUCCUCCUCCUCCUCCUCGCCGUCCUCCUCCUCCUCCUCCCCUGCACCUCUUCCUUCUCUUCCUCCAGCGCAGCCCUCUCCCGUCCUCCUCGCUCCCCUCUUGGUCCAGCCCAGCCAUCUCUCCCAGCGCCGCCCGCCGGCGAGCCCUGGGCCGCCCAUGAUGGGCUCCGUGCUCCCGGCUGAGGCCCUGGUCCUCAAGACAGGGCUGAAGGCUCCAGGGCUGGCGCUGGCAGAGGUCAUCACCUCCGAUAUCCUACAUAGCUUCCUCUACGGCCGAUGGCGCAACGUGCUGGGCGAGCAGCUCCUGGAAGACAAGAGCCACCACGCCAGCCCCAAGACGGCCUUCACCGCCGAGGUCCUGGCACAGUCUUUCUCGGGUGAGGUGCAGAAGCUGUCCAGCUUGGUGCUGCCGGUGGAGGUGAUCAUCGCCCAGAGCUCGAUCCCUGGCGAGGGCCUCGGCAUCUUCUCCAAAACGUGGAUCAAGGCGGGCACCGAGAUGGGCCCCUUCACCGGCCGCGUCAUUGCCCCUGAACACGUGGACAUCUGCAAGAACAACAACUUGAUGUGGGAGGUGUUCAAUGAAGACGGUACGGUGCGGUACUUCAUCGAUGCCAGCCAGGAGGACCACCGCAGCUGGAUGACCUACAUCAAGUGUGCCCGGAAUGAGCAGGAGCAGAACCUGGAGGUGGUCCAGAUCGGCACCAGCAUCUUCUACAAGGCCAUCGAGAUGAUCCCCCCCGACCAGGAGCUGCUGGUGUGGUACGGGAACUCCCACAACACCUUCCUGGGCAUCCCUGGGGUGCCGGGGCUGGAGGACGAGCAGAAGAAGAACAAACACGAGGACUUCCACCCCGGGGAUGCGGCUGCGGGCACGGCGGGCCGCAUGCGCUGCGUCAUCUGCCAUCGCGGCUUCAACUCGCGCAGCAACCUGCGCUCGCACAUGCGCAUCCACACGCUGGACAAGCCCUUCGUGUGCCGCUUCUGCAACCGCCGCUUCAGCCAGUCGUCCACGCUGCGCAACCACGUGCGCCUGCACACGGGCGAGCGCCCCUACAAGUGCCAGGUGUGCCAGAGCGCCUACUCGCAGCUGGCCGGCCUGCGCGCCCACCAGAAGAGCGCGCGCCACCGGCCGCCCAGCGCCGCGCUGCAGCCGCACUCGCCCGCGCUCCCCGCGCCGCACGCGCACGCGCCCGCGCUCGCCGCCGCCGCCGCCGCCGCCGCCGCCGCCGCGCACCACCUGCCGGCCAUGGUGCUGUGAGCGGCGCGCGGGGCCCGCGGGGCGCCCGGGAGGAGCCCCACGCUGGGGCGCGCCUCCGCCUACCAGCUGCUGUGGUUGUUCAGCUGUCUCCUCUUUUGGGGGGACAGGGGCCCCCACCACCGGCUGCACCCCCGAUCUCCCUCUUCCUGGGGGUCGUCCCACUCGAGGGUGCCAGGGGAAGGGACCCAAGGUCUCCAAGGGCCCUCGGCGGGUUAAGGGGCAUCCCCGCCUUCGCCCUUAGAGAACUCCGUGUUUGGGAACCGAGGCAGAGCGACCUCCCUCCUGGUGCCCGUUCGCCCAGGGACUGGCGGCGGGGGGGGGGGGGGGGGCGUCUCUGCGUUUUGGGGGUGCCUGCCAGGAGAGACGAGGCCCAAGGAGAGCCUUGAGCGCCGGGAUCCGUGGGGAUCCAGGAGCAGCCAGCAGGGGCCUGGAACCUGUCAGAGCGCGACGGGUCUCCGGUCCCCGCGCCCACGUGCCCUCGCCCCUACCCGUGUGUCCCCAGCUCCGGCCGCGGGCGCCCUCUGGCGUCGUCCUCCGGCCCCCAGCCACUAAGCCCAAUUCCCAUCGCGCGUUUUGUAAAAAGAAACUAUAAUAUUAAUUAAAAGUAUAAAGUGUAUAGAGUUUUCCAGAAACUGUGUUCUACUUCCAGAAAAUGGUCACUUUACCUUUGUACAUAAUUAUCUAAAUAUUUACAAAACUGUGAUAUAUAUUGAUUGUAUAUGUACACCUGUAAAUACAUUUGUACCUCUUGUAUUCUAAAAUAAAAAUAACUUGGAACAUUUCUCCCUUGGCGUGUGAGCACGC